CACUCAAAGCUCGUGUCUGAUUGGUCAGAUAUCUAUCCAUCAUAGUGCAUUGCCAGUCAUGGUGGAAAGGACACUUUGUACAUGGAGGUUUUUGACUGUACGGGCAAAAUAAUAACCCCGAAGAGGAGUUAAGGAUUGCAAAUAUUAUUGCUGACAUCUGUUCGGCGCUUUUUAUUUCCUUGCCUGGUUUGAUCUUCAUUACACUUGUUUCACGUGUAUUCGGGCCGUAAGAAACCUGGUGUUUAUCGCACAGAUGUGGAUCUGGUAGCUGCUCCGGAUGAUGAAUCUUGCACCGACAUAAGGGCUGUAUAUCUGCGUGCUACAGACUGCAAGAACCCUCUCGGUGCUACCAGGAGAUCAGCAUUCCUCGGCUCCUUUGUGUCCAAGGCUGUUGAAAUGGAAUCCAGCUCGUUCCCUACUGUAAUGUGGCCCUGAGCCCCAAUGGAAGACGUCGCCAUCACCGAACUCAUCGAUCGAUCAAGGAAAACAAUUCAUCACAAGCCCAUCAUAUUCAUUUCCAUCAUAUUAUUUUUCCGGGGGGUUUGGAUAUCAGAACAGACACCUGUUGGAUGACUUCCACCCUGAGCAGAUCAUGAUCUGAAGGCCCUACCAGAAGGCCAUAUUCUUUAUUUACUUCCUUCCUUUUUAUCGGAGGAGGAAGACUGUUGAGCUCAGCUGCCUUAGAGAGGUGGCAAACAGAGAGAGAGAGAGACACUCUCUCACGCACGCAUCUUCAUACACUGAGGUGAUUAAUCGCCAUUUGUGCUCCUGUAACUGCCUCAAGACAGCCUAAACUUUGACGUCUGACCUCACCAACACUUUAACCUUGCCCCAACCCCUGUUCGGCCAAUCACAGCAGCCAUGGGGAGAAAAAAGAUCCAGAUUCAGCGAAUCACAGAUGAGCGCAACAGACAGGUGACCUUCACCAAACGGAAGUUUGGUCUGAUGAAGAAGGCUUACGAGCUCAGUGUGUUGUGUGACUGCGAGAUUGCCCUCAUUAUUUUCAAUCACUCAAACAAGCUCUUCCAGUAUGCCAGCACUGACAUGGACAAAGUGCUGCUCAAAUACACGGAGUACAACGAGCCGCACGAAAGCAGGACCAACGCAGACAUCAUUGAGGCUCUGAACAAGAAAGAGCACCGGGAUUCAGAGAGUCCGGACCCUGAGGAGCCGUUCUCCCUCACGCCUCACACAGAAGAGAAGUACAAAAAGAUAGACGAGGAGUUUGAUAAAAUGAUGCAGAGCUAUAGGCUAUCAUCCACAGUGCCACCACCCACUUUCUCCAUGCCAGUCACAGUUCCGGUGUCCAACCAGAGUCUUCUGCCAUUCAGCAAUCCCAGCAGCCUCGUCACCACUUCCUUCGUCACCUCCACUCUCACAGACCCGCGUCUGCUGUCGCCACAGCAACCACAGCUCCAGAGGAACACAGUGUCUCCGGGCUUGCCACAGAGACCUGCCAGUGCAGGUGCUCUUCUGGGAGGUGACCUCAACAAUUCAAAUGGAGCAUGCCCGAGCCCUGUGGCUAACGGUUAUGUCAGUGCCAGGGCCUCACCAGGACUCCUCUCAGUCUCCAACGGCAACAGCAUGGGGAAAGUAGUCCCGGCUAAGUCUCCCCCUCCACCCAGCGCUCAGAUGGUGAACAGUCGUAAGCCGGACCUUCGGGUCAUCACCUCCCAGAGCAGCAAAGGCAUCAUGCAGCUGACAGAUGAGGAGCUGGAGUUGGUGAGUGAGAAUGCUCAACGGUUAGGCGCCUCUCAAGUGACCCAGCCUCUUACCACACCAGUUGUUUCCGUGGCAACGCCAAGCCUCCUGACUCCGUUCUCCAUGCCAACCUCCUUCAACACAGAGUACCAGCUAACAAGUGCAGAUCUUACAGCCCUCCAAGCCUUUACGCCAUCGGGUGCACUGUUGCCAAGCAACAUGACCACUUGGCAACAGCAACCAUCAGUAUCCCAGCAACCACAGCAGCAGUCAUCCGUAUCCCAGCAACAGCAACAACCACAGCAGCUAACUCUGGCCUCCCUCAGUAAUCUUGUCAUGUGGGGCUCAGACAGACAGAAUGGAGAGAUGACUCACUGCAUCUCUGGUCUGGCUGCUAAUCUCAGUGUGACCUCUCAGGGCAGCUUACUCUUGGGCAGGGAGGAAGGGAUCAGCUGGCCAGUGGGAACAAUUCCUCAUGGAGCCACUCUGACGGUUAACACUAACCCUAAUGUCAGCAUCAAAUCUGAGCCGGUGUCUCCCAACCGGGAUCGCAGUACGCCCAGUUCCACCGCUGGAGCAGUAGGUGGCCUUACUGUGAGCCAGUAUCCAGGAACGCUGCGUUUGGAGCCCACUGGCCGCUCUCCAGUUGACAGCAUCAGCAGCAACGGCAGCUCUUACGAGGGAAGUGAUCGGGACGACGGCGGGCAACCACGCCCUCCUGACUUCAACUUGGGCGGCCUGGGUCUCCUUCGAGCUUCUGGGGAUCAGCAGGCCCAAUCUGAGCAGCAGGAGUCCGCCAAUGUCAAACGCAUGAGACUGGACACCUGGGUCACAUAAACACUGAAGGAGACCGAGAGAGCUACUUCUCUAUCUCACGCACACAUACACACACCCCAAAACACAAACACACCCCUAGUGGCACCUGCUUUCAGCAGCAAAUCUCAGUCCGCACUUAGACACAUGCAUGCAUGCGCCUGUCCUUCUCUCUGUCUCUCUCUCUCUUCUUGUCUUUCUUACUGUCUCACUCUCAGACACACUUGUAUUUACAGGUGUUUGUAUUUAUAUAAAAUAUGCAUAUAUGCUCACACACACACACACACAAUAGAUCCUCACACACAGUUGCCAAUUCAGGUGUUAACGUGUUUAUGUACAUGAGACUGAAGAGAAAAUCCAGGCAGGAGGGUGUUCGGUCGUGACUCUGAUCUUCUACUCCUGCUCAGUCCAGAAUUGUGGAGCAGAGAGGCCGACUGGGAUUUCAGAUCAACUUUUACUGGCCUUACUGUACACCCGCCUCACUCGACAUACAAUGGUUUCCUCUGUGAUCAGAGUUCUGGGGCAUUGCUCUGUUAAAAUAACAACUGUUUGUUAUGUUGUGCAGACAAGCCUGUCAGUCUCUGGUUUUCUUUAACAUUGCUUUUGUAUGAGUGAUUGCAUUUGCCAUUUAUCUUCUUGAUUGACUCUCUCUCUUCCUCUUCUUUAUGCUUUGUUUUUCAUUUCUCUGCUUGAGCAGCUGCCUUUUAGAGUCUCCCUGUUAUUUUGUAACGACGUUAUAUUAGGAUCUUUAUCUUUAUAUAUUUCUAACUGUGCAAAAACUAAGCAUAAUGUGUGUUUGUGUGUGCUGUGAGACGAAGGUGCUCAUUUGUUCAAUAGCUAAACACGACUCAGCCAAAAAACGAUCAUAUUCUUCUCAUUGUUUAUUUUCCAUCUUUAUAUUGUAUUUCACACCAGUCCCCUCGCUAACAUACUUGCGAGUGUGUGUGUGUCUAACAGCGGAGCUGAGUUUGAGGCGUGAAUGCCGCUCCGCAUCCUCAAUUUUCUGCACACCGGUGCGUAUGCGUGGACAGUAAAUGUGGUGUCAUUGAUGGAAAUGUAGCGCUAUCUGUACUAAUGAGAUCCAGUCCUUCAGGAAACACACAGAUGUGUUUGUAUCAGCCUGCAUUGUGUUAUUGAGUGUGUGUGGCUGAAUUAUCUUUCAAUGCUGUUGGUUUACGAAAGCCGUCGUCAGGCACAUUAUGCUGUAUUUAUUAUUUGUUUGCCUGGCUGCAUAAAUCAGAGAUUAUUUAGUUUAAUUUACGGGACAAGAAUGCUUAAUUAUUGUUUUAAGGUUCCAGUAUAAGGACAAAAAAAUAAAAAAUAGAAAAAGCCUGAGUUGUUGUGAACUCAGGGUGAUGUGUUUUUAGACGUUGAGAUCAUGUAUAUACAACGUUUCUCUCAGUGUUUCAUUAAAGGUUCUUGUAUAACAAAAAGUUGAUGUCAGUCACAGUCCGGCAGAAAGGAAGGACUUUAGAACAGAAUUCGAGAGUUCUAACGAGAAAUGUUUGUAGAAUUGUAGAACCUGGAGCGUUCUAGAGCCACAGCACAGUUCUAGAGUGGCUGGGAAAGAGCUUUGAGUUUGGCUGUGGAGUUGUUGUAGCGCUGUGUGUGUGUGUGUGUGUGUGUGUGUGUGUGUGAGAAGAGUGUAGAGGCGUUGAGAUUGUACAUAGCGGUGUAUGUUCACAUAUAUUCUGCUGGGUCUUUCUGAAGCAGCCCUGUAAUCUCAGUGGAACCGUCUUGUCAAUCUCUGCCUGUAAAUAAACUGUACCGUGUAGUAAGUCAGCAAGGUGGAGAGGCAGAUGGAGGAUUUGACUGUUUUGAGCGUGACUCUUUUCUGUAAUAUUUGUUCUGAUAAACGCGCACUUUAAAGCUUUCCCCCUCGUCCACUCACACACCUUGAAACCCACACACAAUCUUUCCCGAGAGGAAUUUCAGGACUGCUCCAUCCUUACGGGUUCAUUCACUCGAUCAGUCCAGUUCACUUGUACCCUUCUAACCUAGAGAGAUUCGCUGAGAGCUUGCAGUGAAACACAACCUUCCUGUGUACAAGAUGUUUAAUAGCAUUCAGGGAAGGAUGUUUCAUGUUUUGUGAGAUCAUGGCUUAUAAUUGCACUCACAUGUUGAACAGUAAACAGUAAUAAAAGAAAAAUGUCACGUUUUGUAGAAAAAAAAAAGAAAAGACGUUGUACUGAAAUCUAGAUUAGGCUUUACACGUGUUGCAAAUGUGACAAUUAUGUACACAAAUUGUUUUCUGUGCAUUAGUGUAUUCUCUAAGUGAUAAAAAUGAAGGAUGUUUCUGUAACGAUUCUGAAAAUUUCGGCCUAGUGGUUAGUCAUAGUGCAGAAGGGAAUGGGGUUCAAAAUAUUUCAGAUGUAUUGUAUUCCUCUUAUCCCCCCAAAUUUAUGACGUUUAAGCAUUUUAGAAUUGCAUUCAGCUGUAAUUAGACAAACCUUUCUGUCACUGGCUUCUCUACCUCACGUGCCCUCCUCUCCUUCAAUCCUCCAGUAUCUUUCUCACUUUCUCUCCCUCUUUCCACUCCCUCGCUCACAGAGGAAGACAGAAGCCAUUUCAUUUCACCUCAACAGGUGAUUUACCGAUGUUAAUCCAGAUUCCACACACACAUACACACACAAUGGAUGCAGUACCACAUGGAAGGCAGUGAGAGAGUAAGAGUUGAAGUGAGAGCGUCCGCAUGUCGUGGUUGUACUCGAACGUUUCAUUCGGUUCAGAUCUGGAAUCUACACAUCACAGAACUGCAUAAUAAUCCAGAAAUCGUAUCCACAUCCCUUGGCUUAGGUUGUAGAGCUACUGGGCGGAGCACCUGUUGACUAAAAGACUGUUGUGUCCUGAGCUUUGAACAAAUGCAUUGAUUUCUAUGUACAUUAGCCUUAUACUCAAGGCUGUGCGCUGUAAAGCAAUGCGCCUGAGCCCGUGGAUUAUCUACAGUAACUGGUGUGUCAGGCCAGUGCGAGGUUGAUUUAAAAAUAAGACGACGUUCGAAAAGCUCUCACAAGGACCUCUUGAUAACAUUAGGAGUAAUCAAAGAAAAGACAAUCGUCCAGUGAAUAGUUCACUUUGGCCCUCGUAUUCCCUUUGUAUGAUGUCUAGAGAUUCUCACAUACUUUUUCUCUUGUUAAUUUGUGCUGGUGACCGUUUUAUUGUCUGUUUUUAUUCUUACUGUUAUGAUGAUUAUUGUUACCAUUAUGGUUAUCAUCACAGAUGGUAAUAAUAAUGAUACAUUUAGAGAGAUGAUUUUUAUUUUCUGAGGUUUUUGUGUAGGUUAGGCUUAUUUUAUUUUUAAUUUGAUUUUAUUUUAUUAUAUAUGAAUAUUAUAUAAAUAUAUUUUUCAUUUACAUUUUUGUUUUGUUGGUUUUUCAUUGUUUUCUUCAAAGGGGUGUUACUAAUAUUGCACGGUUUAUUAAGUAAAACAAAACAGUUGUAGUAAUAUUAGUACUUCUUGCUAAUUGAGGGAAGCGAUAAAACAGGUUCGAUAGAGUGACCAGUUCAAUGCUGCAAUUUUUAGUCAAUUGUACAAUAGUAUCUACACAUAGAUAAGGUGGGACAUCCACACAUUUAAUUUAUUCUGAUCAGACACAAUGCAUGGGCGUCAGACAAGCAAAGAAUGAGUCAUAUUAUAAAUAAACUGAGAUGUAAUUUCAAUAAGAGUAUACAGCUCACAAAACUAGAAUAGAAAUUGAAGAAAAAAAAUUAAAAAGAAAAAAUAUAGCUAAUAUAUUGUGUUUGGCUAGUCUGCUUUGAGUUUUGUUGUAAAAAAAAAUACAAAUAAAGACAAAAAAUACAAAUUCUGUUGUUUUCGGAGAAUGAUAUACAAUUUGUGUAUAUUUUCAUAAACAAAGUAUGCACUGAUAUGUUAUUACAAAUUCUAUACUGCUUUUACAAAAGAGUGUUUGUUAUUGUACCAAAGUAUCCAUUGUCCUUUAUGACCCUCCCCUUUUGCGUAUGUUUUAUUGUAUUUUAUAUAUUAAAUAGACAAGUUGAC
This is a messenger RNA of Myxocyprinus asiaticus (Chinese sucker), 6514 nucleotides long. Its product is annotated as myocyte-specific enhancer factor 2D-like. Gene Ontology annotation, biological process: positive regulation of transcription by RNA polymerase II; cell differentiation. The record is from RefSeq and is a predicted model, not a curated record. Lineage: Eukaryota; Metazoa; Chordata; Actinopteri; Cypriniformes; Catostomidae. Gene Ontology annotation, molecular function: protein dimerization activity; histone deacetylase binding; DNA-binding transcription factor activity, RNA polymerase II-specific. The coding region runs from base 862 to 2538 and encodes 558 amino acids. The transcript is spliced from 14 exons.